Chlorella variabilis is the source of this 2130-nucleotide messenger RNA. RefSeq lists its product as hypothetical. NCBI's taxonomy places the organism in Eukaryota, Viridiplantae, Chlorophyta, Trebouxiophyceae, Chlorellales, Chlorellaceae. The record is from RefSeq and is a predicted model, not a curated record. Gene Ontology annotation, cellular component: membrane. Bases 1 to 2130 code for a protein of 709 amino acids. The transcript is spliced from 9 exons.
AUGUGGGGCUUCUACGCCUCCGCCAUGGCUGCUUGCAGCCUAACAGUGAUUUUCCUGCUGCGCAAGCUGGCGGCGCCCAAGGUGACGCCAGUCGUGUUGGCCGUCACGUUUGUUGGCUGGCUGACCUCGCUGUCGGUGGUGGCGCUGGUGCCCAUUGACGUCUACUCGGCGCUGGGGCACAAGGACCCCGGCUCGCUGGACAUACUGUGGAGCAUCUCCUACUGGUCGACGCAGGUGCUGACAUGGGCGGUGAUCCCCGUGCUGCAAGGCUACGCCAUCUCGGGCGCCUUCACCAUCCUGGGCCGCGUCUGGCACUCGCUCAAGCGCCUGUGGGUGUUCUACCUCAUCAUCGGCGCCCUAGCCGCCGCCGGCAUCGUGGCCGCGCUGGCGGCGGGCAAGCUCAAGCUGGCCACGCUGCCUGCCCUGGUCUUCACCUUGUCCAACACAUACGGUCUGGUUGUGCUGGUGGCGCUGCUGGGGUACGGCAUGGUGGAGAUCCCGCGCAUCUUCUGGCGCCGCUCCUUCCCCGAGGCGCGCCUCAAGUGGCACUACCACCGCGUGGGGCGCGCCGCGGACAAGCUGACCGACGCCAGCGACGAGCUGGAGCGCGUGCUGGCCAUCGUGCUGGCCACCAGCCAGCAGAUCCCGCGCGGCGACACGCAGCUGCGCCACUACAUGGACCUCAUCAUCCAGUACGCCGACGACUACUCCCCCGUGCGCCUGGCUGCGCUGGCCCGCUCCAAGGUCAGCAUCGAGCGGCUGGAGGAGAGCGACCUGGACUACGCCACCAGCGCCGCCAGCCUGGCCAGCCUGAGGGGGCGCCUCAAGGCCGCCAUCGCCAACUUCCAGGGCUGCUCGGGGGAGUAUGUGGACUUUGUGAAGAAGGCCAUUGACCUGGAGGCGGUGUGCAAGUCGCGGCAGCACGGCGUGUGCGUGCCCCCCAGCGGCAAGAAGGGGCGGUGGGCGGAGGCCAAGUGGACGUACAAGUGCCGCGUGCGGCCCUGGGUGCUGCGGGGCAUGGCGCUGGGGGCGGGCGCCGCGUCGGCGGUGGUGGUGUGGAGCGAGGCCACCAUCGGCACGGGGCGCUCCCCCGACCUCUCCCCCUUCUCCAUCAUGCUACACAGCGGGGCGCGGCGCAGCGAGUUUGGGGAGCAGGUGCUGGUGGCGCUGCCGCUGGGCUACAUGUGCGCCUGCGCCUACUUCUCCCUCCUCAAGCUGGGCAACUUCUCCUUCUACCACGUGGUGACCAAGGGCACCUGGGCCUACUCGCUGCUGCUGUGCAGCUCCCAGAUGGCCCGUUUCGCCGCCCCGCUGUGCUUCAACUUCCUGCACGUCAUCCGCAUGAACGACGUCAACAGCGGCGAGCAGAGCAUGGUGUUCUUCCAGAAGAUGGGCGCCAUGAGCUCCGACGUGCCCAUCCUGGGCCAGGACUUCAACACCUGGUUCCCGCUCACCAUGCUCAUCUACGUCGCCCUGCUGGUGCUCAACUGGUGGGAGCGCUGCUGCUCCCGCAUCUUCAUCGCCAACCGCUUCCGCUUCGAGGCGGAGCGGGCGGACGACGAGCACACGCAGCGCGGCAUGCGGCUGGUGCAGGCGGAGGAGGAUGCCAUCAGCAAGGGCUGGCCGCUGGGCGACGGCAUCGGCCUGUUUGGCCUGGGCAGCAGCAGCAGCGGGCUGCCUGGGGGCGGCCGCAGCAGCAAGCAGCAGGGGCAGGAGCAGAGCGUGGAGCUGAAUGCGAGCGCUGGGCAGGCAAAGGGUGUGGCGGGCGCAGGUAGCAGCAGCGGGGCGUCGUCGCCGCCGCUGCCGGUAUCCACUUCGCGCCAGCCGCUGUUUGGCGGCGCCAGCAGCAGCAGCAGCGGGCCGGGGGGUGACGGCGGCGGGCGCAAUGGCAGCCCUCCCAGCAAGGCGGAAGCUAUGAGGCAAAAGUACGCCAACCGUGGCAGCGGUUCCACCUCGGCGGCGGCGCCACCACCGAGGGAUCAGCAGCAGCGGCAGCAGGACGAGGAUGGCGCGGUGGACGCCCUGUUUGAGGUGGUGGAGUCGAGGCCUGGCAGGGUGGGCACGUCACGCCUGCUGGACCAGUCUGCGCCUUCCUCUUACAGCUUUAGCUGGAAGCCGCGAGGGCGCUAG